Meriones unguiculatus (Mongolian gerbil) is the source of this 309-nucleotide messenger RNA. Its product is annotated as large ribosomal subunit protein eL37-like. The record is from RefSeq and is a predicted model, not a curated record. NCBI's taxonomy places the organism in Eukaryota, Metazoa, Chordata, Mammalia, Rodentia, Muridae. The transcript has a single exon. Gene Ontology annotation, cellular component: cytosolic large ribosomal subunit; ribosome. Gene Ontology annotation, molecular function: RNA binding; structural constituent of ribosome. Gene Ontology annotation, biological process: translation.
AUGACAAAAGGAACUUUAUCCUUUGGAAAGCACUGCAAUAAGAUGCACAUGUUGUGCUGCCGCCGCUGUAGCUCUAAGGCCUACUACCUUCAGAAGUCGAAGUGUGGCAAAUGUGGCUACCCUGCCAAAUGGAAGAGGAAAUAUAAUUGGAGUUGCCAAAGCUAAGAGACAAAACCCUACUGGACUGGGUAGAUGAGGAACCUAAAAUUUGUCUAUCGAAGAUUCAGACAUGGAUUCCGUAAAGGAGCAACACCUAAACACAAAAGUGCAGCUGUUGCAGCAUCCAGUUCAUCAUCAGUCAUAAAAUAA